Molecule: messenger RNA, 480 nt
Organism: Portunus trituberculatus (swimming crab)
Lineage: Eukaryota; Metazoa; Arthropoda; Malacostraca; Decapoda; Portunidae
Product: cornifin-B-like
Exons: 5
Coding region: 1-480 (159 amino acids)
Source: RefSeq, a predicted model, not a curated record
AUGACUGUGUCGGAGCAAGAAAGUCCCUCACCCCUGCUUGCUUCAUCCCAGCUUUCGUCACCCUCGUCGCCCCUUCCCUGCCCCAGCCCCUGCCCCUGCUCCUGCCACACAGUCACAGCCACACUGCCUCCGCGCCCCCAACAUCCUUGCCUCACUGACAAUGCUGAAGACUUCUCGCAAUGCCUUGCACACUUCCACGACCCACAGGAAAUAGGGCCCGCCGCUCCUGAUACCUUUCACACCACCCGACACCCUGGCGCCGCACAACAAGACAGCAUGUGCCACUUACCUGUAAACGCUGUGUUGCCCCUCCCAUCACCUGCACCUCUCUCCAGCUUCCCCUCCCAAUACCUUCCCGGCUGUCAUCGCGCCUCUCCCCCUCCGUGCCCCACAAUGCUGCCCUCGUCACGUGAGACCGGCGUGCCCGUCACCCCACUACGCAGUAUCCACAUGGUAUUUGCUGAAUAUAAGCUGGUGUAG